CCAAGCCAGGUCUGAGGUGGUGGGGGUAUGCUCGGUUGGGUAGAGUUGCCCAUUUCUGGGCAGUCACCUAUAACAGGAUGCUGGAACCAAUAAAACCCAAUAGCGCCUGCAUCAGCUAAUAGAACGAAACCACCAAAAAUGCCAGAAACUUCGAAUAUACUCCAGUAACAUAUUGAAACAUGAAAGGCAGAAUGGGUGGGAGUCACAGACGUGGUGUGCGAAUCCUCUUAAUAGGGGAUGCAGGAGUAGGCAAAACCUCUCUCAUACUCUCCCUAGUUUCUGAGGAGUUUCCUGAACAAGUUCCUCCACGAGCAGAAGAGAUAACAAUUCCCCCAGAUGUAACACCAGAGAAAGUCCCUACACACAUUGUGGAUUACUCAGAACGGGAACAAAGUGUCGAUCAAUUACGUGCCGAGAUCAAUCGCUCCGAUGUGAUAUGUGUGGUGUACAGUGUUGAGGAUGAGGACACAUUGGAUAGGGUAACUGGUCAUUGGCUUCCCCUCAUCAGAUCAACUCUAGGCCAACAUCAUCAUAUACCGGUCAUCCUAGUUGGCAAUAAAGUUGACCUUGUAGAUUAUUCAACCAUGGAAAUUGUAUUGCAGACUAUGAUGGAGUAUCCAGAAAUUGAAACAUGCGUUGAAUGUUCAGCAAGGACGCUCAAGAACAUUUCUGAAAUGUUUUACUAUGCUCAGAAAGCAGUACUUCAUCCUACAGCUCCUUUAUAUAUUUUAGAAGAAAGAGAUCUGACAGAAAAAUGCAAGAAAGCAUUAAUAAGAAUUUUUAAGAUUUGUGACACUGACAACGAUGGCCUCCUUAAUGACCAAGAGCUCAACACUUUCCAACGGCGGUGCUUCAAUGCUCCUCUUAACCCUCAGGCCUUGGAAGAACUGAAGACAGUUGUGCAAAGGAAUGUGUCGGAUGGGGUUCAUGCUGAUUCCCUUACGUUACGGGGCUUCCUCUUUCUCCAUCGACUAUUUAUUCAGCGUGGGCGUCACGAGACAACAUGGACCGUUUUAAGAAAAUUUGGUUAUAAUGAUAAUCUUCAGCUUUCCAAGGACUACCUAUUUCCCAUCCUUCGUGUACCACCUGGCUGCAGCACAGAGCUUAAUCAUGCUGGCUACUCCUUCCUCACGUGUCUAUUCGAAAAAUAUGAUCGUGACAAGGAUAAUGCACUUAGCCCACAAGAACUCAUAGAUCUCUUUUCCACCUGUCCUGUUAUGCCCUGGGGUCCAGAUGUCCUCAAUUCAGUUCACACAAAUGAAAAGGGGUGGAUCACAUUGCAAGGCUAUUUAGCUCAGUGGACUCUCUGGACUUUACUAGAUGUUCAGAGAACAUUAGAGUACUUUGCAUAUCUUGGAUAUUGUGGAUCCGGUGAUGACAAUCAGCUUUCUGCUAUCACAGUUACCCGAGAGAAACGAAUUGACCUGCAAAAGAAGCAAACAAUGCGGAAUGUAUACCAGUGUCAUGUUAUUGGGCCUCGUGAUGCUGGAAAGACAACCUUCUGUCAAGGGCUUCUUAGCAGAACUUUAGAGGAGGUGCAAGAUAUUGCCGCAGACAGAUUGUCCCGACACACCAUCAGCACGUUACAAGUUUAUGGCCAAGAAAAAUAUUUGGUUUUGCAUGAUAUAGAUGUCCACAACAUAACUGAUGCCCUCAUGCCCAAUGAAGUCCAGUGCGAUGUAGCCUGCUUAGUGUAUGAUGUUUCGAAUCCUAAGUCGUUUGAAUAUGUUGCUAGAAUAUAUUUGAAAUACUUUAGUGAAACAUCUAUCCCAGUAUUGUUUGUUGCCAAUAAGAAUGAUAUGUCUGCCGCCCGUCAAGAUUAUAUACAUCAACCAGUCUCCUUUUGUCACAAACACAAGAUUCCACCACCACACACAUUUUCUUCUGCAGUCCAGCCUAAAAAAGACAUCUACACCAAGUUGGCAACAAUGGCUGCGUAUCCUCGAUUUCAAGCUGCUUGGAUGCUCUUUUACCGAAGCAGCACUCUCCGUCGUUUAGUGCACAUGCUUCUGUUGCGGCCAGACACAUCUUAUAUGACAAGGCACCUGAAGCAGCUGGGUGUGGUUGUUGGUGAACAUAGUACCUGGCUGAAGGUGGGCUUGGGUGUAGCUGCCAUUGCUGCCUUUGCCCUCCUCCUGGCCCGAGCCUUGCGCUCCACAGAUAGAUAGUUAUUCAAAACUGUGUCAUUAGGCCCUUGCUUCCUGCUCUAGGAACUGGGUCACAUUAAGUGGAUUGGGACACAUUACCAUCUCAGAGAUGUGUGUUGUUUGGCAUAUUCUAGAUGCUACUUCAAACAAAUCCUGUAAUAUAAGUGUUGGGUGCAAGAAGUCAUUUCAGUUUGUAAGAUAAUUAAAAAAAAGGAAUAAUUUAAAAAAUUUAUUUGCAAUGUUUCAGGCCAUGUUCAUUGUUUAGUUUUUAGGGAUUGUAUUCAUGGAAGUUAUUAUAAUGGGGAUUAUUAUAUAACAGCUGUAAAACAUGGAAUAUUUCCCUAAAUCAUGGUAGGUACCAUGUUUUUCAUGGUUAUUUUUUUAACAAAUUGUUAUAGUACAGUACAUACAGUACUUAAAAUUUUGGGAAUACAAAUUUACCGUAAAAUGGAGGUAGGUGCUACAGCUAUAUAUUUCUUGAACAUUUGUAUUCAUAAAUAUGUUUUAGAAUUCAAUAUCCAUGCUAGGUCAUCAUGGUUUUAUUUUAACAAUUUUGAUUUUCAACUUAGGAAUACGUGUACUCAGUCUACAAAAAUUAUUUUGAUGUCUUGAGUUUUAGCUAGCUGGGUUUAUACCAUAUAGUGUAAUUUACUUGUAAUUAGUUCAUUAGAAUUUAAUAUUAAUUUACCUUUCCAUUCUUUGUUCACAAAAAAUCUGAUCCUAUUAUGAAAGUGACAAUGCUUUGUUGAGACUAUGGUUCUGACUGUCACAGUUCAUGCUCAGCCAAAAUAGGAAUAUGAUAAGUUAAAUUUUGGUAAUAAUGCCAGUGUAGUGUAUACUGUACCUUCAUUGCUCAAGAAAAUGCACAUUAUAUUUGGUUUUUACAUUAGCUGUUCAUUGAUUGCCAAAUACAUCACAGCAAUAUAAAUAGGUGAACAAGAUAAAUAUUUU
Molecule: messenger RNA, 3098 nt
Organism: Procambarus clarkii (red swamp crayfish)
Lineage: Eukaryota; Metazoa; Arthropoda; Malacostraca; Decapoda; Cambaridae
Gene: Miro
Product: mitochondrial Rho GTPase
Biological process (GO): mitochondrion organization; small GTPase-mediated signal transduction
Cellular component (GO): mitochondrial outer membrane
Molecular function (GO): GTPase activity; GTP binding; calcium ion binding
Source: RefSeq, a predicted model, not a curated record